AUCGGUGCAAUUGAGUUCACACAAUAUGAGGGAGCACAGCGGCAGCCAAAACCCAACUCCAGAUUUUUCAGUUUGGUGUUUUUGCCUCUUGUGCACCCGCAUAAUGUAACCGUAAACGAUACAUAAUAACCUACGAGAGUAGAAGCCACAAACUGGCUUUUAUUUUGACUGCAAGAAUGUGCUGCGGGGAGAUCUGACAAUACGCCGUUGUAACGUUCAAAUGGAAGAUUGGCUGCUCCAGCUCUUUCAGUGGAUAUGUUGCCGUGGUGGCUUUUUGCAUAGACCCCUUUUUAAUCGUCACGGAUGUUUGGAUCUGGAUUCUUUACAUUUUUCGUGUCCUGAGCUGUGAAAAGAAGACCGGGAUAAAACAUUCGCUGCCUACCUCGACAGAUUGCUACCAGGGAUUUAAAUUAUCACGUGCUACAACAACAACGGAAAGAUUUUUAAAAUCAGAAUUGAUGUGGCUCUCUGACCUUUAAUGAAUUCAGUCUGGAGAGCAAAAUGAAUAGGGAAAGGCCGAAGAGAAAUAUCAUUCAAAAGAAAUUUGAUGAUAAUGAUGGAAUUCCGUGGUCGGAAGAGAGAGUGGUCCGCAGGGUGCUCUACCUCUCCCUCAAAGAGUUUAAGAGAGUGCAGAAGGGCAAAGUGGAGAAUGGUACUGGGAUAGUUAAUGGCUCCUUUGUGAAUGGUAAUUUGAAUAGUUUGGGAGCUAAAUCUGGGCUGUUUGCUGGGAGCUGUAAGUCAGAGAGGACGCAACAUGCAGCUCAGAGCAAAGACUGCAGCCAUGAGUACUCAAUAGGGGAGCCUGUCAGGAAGAGACCAAGGCUGCAGGCUCAGAGGAAGUUUGCACAGUCUCAUCCCUGUUCUCCCAAUGCUACCCCGCUGAAAGUGCUGGAAGCCAUGCCCCCGAGCCCUCCUGCCCUGCUCAACCAUCUCACUAAACGCAAACCCAAAACUGAAGACUUCCUCACCUUUCUCUGUCUAAGAGACUCUGCUGCGUUGCCCAGCAACAUGACAUACUUUGGUAGUGCUAAAGAUGAUGAAGAUGUAGAUUAUGAAGAGGAUGAGGAAGACGAAGAAGACAUUGCUUGCAGUUCCCCUACUUCCUUACAGUCAACUCCACGCAAGAGCAAAGCACUCAACAAAUGCAUUGCCAACGGUCAUGUGUUUAACGGGCACGUGCGAGCUGCUGAUGAACCGGAAAAUGGUUUAAAGUCCAGAGGGAAAGAGGGAGUCCAAGGGAAGGAGAAAAACUCUGUAGCAUCAGCUAGAACCUCCGGUACACACAAUUUACGACCCAGCAGAUCUGUACAGGAACAAAAACAACAGCUCUCCAAAAUAAAUGGAACAUCGGGAGCCUCUGCUGUCAAUUGCAGGAAAACAAAAGAUCUCCGCACUCCCCCGACCAAAGCUGUGAAGUACCCCAAGGGCCACGUGACUUACACCAAAGCCAGACUGCUCAAAGAGGCCAAGCUCAGCCUGAGCACACAUACACGCCAACACAGCUCGCACCACACCCACACACAUCCUCAACACUCCAACUCAGGUAAAGCUCAAACCAGCCACGCCAAGAUGCAAAAACAAGUAAUACCACCAGCAUCUGCUGGGCGACUGUGUGGGACAGACACAUUCCCUCCCAGACGAAAUGGACUAAGACAGUCGAAAAGACAGUUGGAGAUGGCUGAGGUUAGAGCAGAGGUUGAGGUCAAAAGGGUCAAAGUGCAAGUCAUUCCCUUGGAGACCCGCAGUAGGAAAGCAGCUCAGGAGACGCCAGCGCCCCGUAGCCAUGGUAAAAAGGUGAAAUCGCAAGUGUCGGGAUCACAAAGACCCAAACGUGCUUCUGCAGGGAAACACAUGGUCACCAAACAGAUGCACUGUAAAGCAACCGUUAAGGCCAAGAACAGCCCCACUACCUCAACACAAGACAUUUUAAAACCAGCCAGCUCCCCCAAAUUAUCAGUUUCUCCCAAAAUAAACAAUGCUCAAAAACUAGUCAAUCUUUCUGAUGUGACCAAGCCCCUCAAACCAGUUGAACCUAAAGUUGCGACAGACAAAGAGCGAGGUAAGCGUGGCGCGGAGGUAAUGGAGGUAACAGAGGUUCCGGGUUUCUAUCCUAGCACACAAGAGUUCCAUGACCCUCUGGCUUAUAUGGACUUUGUGCGGGGGCAAGCAGAACCAUGUGGGUUGUACCGCGUUGUUCCGCCAGCGGGCUGGCGUCCCGAGUGUAAGCUUAAAGAGGAGAUGCGCUUCGUCUCGUAUGUGCAGCAUGUGCACAAGCUGGGCAAGCGCUGGGGUCCGAAUGUGCAACAACUGGCCUGUAUCAGAAAACACCUGCGGACACAAGGCAUUAAGAUGGAGGAACCUCCACUCAUAGGAGGGUGUGAGUUAGACUUGGCACGAUUCUUCCAGCUUAUAAAUGAAAUGGGGGGCAUGCAGCAGGUAACAGACUUGAAAACAUGGGGCCGACUUGCUGAUCUGCUGGGCAUCCCACGCUCUGCUCAAGAUCGCCUGGCCAAGCUCCAAGAGGCGUACUGUCAAUACCUGCUUUCAUAUGACUCCUUAUCACAAGCCCAGAGGGCUCAGUUGGAGAAGGAAGUGCUGGUGGAAAAGGAGACCCUGGAGAAAAGAAGUGGCCCCCUAGAGGGCCAGGGAGACAUAUCCCAGCAUGCCGCUCUGCUACUUCCACGCUGUGAACCCAAAAAUGGGUUGGUGAACGGAGCAUUACACAGGAGUGGAGCACGUGAGCACCUGCGAGAGCUGGACCCCACAGAGAAGAGCAGUCGGCAGAGACGACUAGAGAAGAGAGGAGUUGAAGAGGGGGUACUCAGUGAACAACACAAGUGCAUAUACAGGGGCAAAUCAUUUUCUUUAACAACAUUCUACAGGGCAGCCAGGAAUACCAUGAACAUGUGUUUCAGCAAAGAGCCAGACACUGCUGAAAUUGAGAAGGAAUACUGGAGAUUGGUUGAAGAAAAGGAAUGCCAUGUUGCUGUGCAUUGUGGGAGGGUUGACACAAAGACUCAUGGAAGUGGAUUUCCUGUGGGCAAAUCUGAGCCAUUUUCAAAGCAUGGAUGGAAUCUUACUGUCCUUUCCAAUAACUCAGGAUCCAUCUUACGUCAUCUUGGUGCUGUGCCAGGAGUGACCAUCCCCUGGCUGAAUAUAGGCAUGGUCUUUUCUACCUCAUGCUGGUGUCGGGACCAGAACAGCCUUCCGUAUAUAGAUUACUUACACACUGGUGCUGAUUGCAUUUGGUACUGUAUUCCAGCUGAAGAGAAAUCAAAACUUGACAAAAUAGUACACACACUGCUACAGGCUAAUGGAACUCCAGGGCUGGAGAUGCUUGAGAGGAACAUUAUGAUUUCGCCAGAGGUGCUCCGUCAAAAGGGAGUGAAAGUGUACCGGACAGUGCAACAGAGUGGUCAGUUCAUGGUGUGUUUUCCAGGGACCUUUGUGUCCAAGGUGUGUUGUGGCUACAGUGUCUCAGAGACAGUGCACUUCGCCAACCCCCAGUGGAUGAAACUAGGCUACGAGGCAGCUAAGGAUCUUAAACGGCGCCGUAUAGAGGGGCCCUUCUCCACAGAGAAACUGAUCUACCACAUUGCCACAUCUGAGCGGGAAAACAAACAUCUUCUGAAAGCAAUCUCCACUCUCAUUAAAGAUCUCAGGGAUGCAGAGAUUAGCCAGCGCAGGGGUCUUUUCGAGGCUGGGCUCCGUCUGUCUGCACGCUAUGGAACGAACUGCGAGUCUCAAGCGGACAAGAAGAAGCAGCAACGUUUAAGAUUUACAGAAGACACCGCUGACAGGCGCUGCCAAGUUUGUCAGCAUCUGUGUUACCUCUCCAUGGUUGUUCAUGAGAGUGAUAAUGUGGUUUUCUGCCUGGAAUGUGCUCUUCGAUACAUCCAGAAACGCAGGUCCCCUCGUGGCCUCAAGAUGAUGUUUCGCUACUCUGAGGAGCAAAUCAACAGUCUGGUAAAUCGUGUGUCUGGCAAAGUAUUGGAGAAGGCUAGAGAGAAGCAGAAAGUCGCCGACCUUAGAAAAACACUACCAGCAAAACGAAGUCCCAGAAACAAGAGCCCCGCCCUGGUCCCCUUCUCCUGCUCCACCUCAAAGAGCAGCAGCCGCACCUAACCAGACCAUCAGCAACAUUCCUCCUCACCCAGCAUCACAUAUAUAAGGCCAUAGUGUCUCCUUUAUAUCAGGUGUUCCUAAUUCUUGUGUACAAACACUCUUAAAUAAUCUUUGUACCUAGUGUAUAGUCUCAAUACAACAAGCUGUUAUAUUGCACUUUUGUAUUACAGAUUUGCAGUUACCGGCUGGUUAGUACAAUAUAUUGAAUGUAUGGAGGUCAAAUGUUACAACACGUUUCACAAAAAACAACUUUUUGGGGCACCUGACAUAAGUGAGAAUGUUGGGCCUUGUCCGAUAAGCACGGAAUUUUUUGCACUAGUCCUGAGAUUGGUUUUAGAUGAGUAUUUUCGGGUUGUUUUAGCAUUAAAUUGAGUAUAGAUAUGCGUAUACAUAGAUAUAAAUAUAUCCUAUACUAUUCCUAUCAUUUGUGUUUAACUGGUGCUGUAGUGACACUCUUCUCCAUCACCAUUACAUCCUGUAUGUCUCUUGGGCUCACUUUUAUUAAAUCUUAAAGGGAUAGUUCACCCAAAAAUGAACAUUUUGUCAUCAUUUACUCAUCAUCGUGUUUUUCCAGACCCGCAAGACUUUCUUUCCCUCGUUUAAACACAAAAGGAGAUGUUAGGUAGAAUGUUAGCCUCACUAUUCACUUUUAUUUUAUUGACAAAAAGAUGUAGUGAAAGUGAAAGUUGACUGGGCUAACAUUCUGCCUAACAUUUCCUUUUGACAGACAGUCAUACGGGUUAGGAACAACAUGCUGGUGAGUAAAUAAUGAGAGAACUUUGACUUUUGAGUGAACUGUUGGUUUAUUAUGAUGUCAGGAACAAGACAGAACGAUUAUAGCCCUCUGAAGUCAAACAGUAUGUGUAUAGUACAUGCAGUUACUGGCAUUCCACUUGUCCAGCUACAAAUAUUAAUCGGUUUCAGAUUAGUUUUAAAUAACUUAUGAAGACCCUUGUAUUCAGUUACAGAUUUCCUUGAAACUCUCAAGGCCUUGAUGAUGAGUAUACUUGGAAUCCCCAGUUUUAAAAGCACAUUUUGAGGCCUUUUACUAAAAUCUUUGUGGAGUUCAAACAGUUAUUGGAAGUUUGAUGCUUAGGGCAAUAUUUAAAGUUAUUAUUUCCAUUUUAAAGAUGCACUUUCCCUUUUAUCCCAUAAAUGUUUGUCCCACUGGUUUUACAUUUGUAACUGUUUAACAAUGUGUCCUAAAAUUGCUCCCUCCUUUUCGAUAUUUGGAAUCAUACCUUUAAAUAUUAUUUUGUUUACAUAGAGUAUUAUAGCUAAAUACUAAUAUGUCUGCUAGCCCCAAUUAUGUUUAUAUGCCAGUAAAUCUAAAGAAUUGAGCCUUUGAGUUCCAGUCUAUAGGAAUUUGGAUGAGAAAGCCAAGAUGAAGAAAAAGCCUUAUGUCUGCAUUGGUUUCUUCAUUAAUAUAAAUUAGAUAUUAACAGGGUUGCUACAAAAACAUACAAAAAAAUAAGUGCUGCUUAAAAUCACUGAAGACGUAUGUCAUAGUGGUGAUCCCUAGUUUUUUAGCUUUAAUUUUUUAUUCAAAAGUCUUUUACCCAAAAGUAAACUAUUGUAGUAGGCCUAGCUACCCAUUGCACUGACUGUAUCAAAGUCCUGUAAUCAAACAUGGUAGUUACCCCUUUCCAAAUGACUGACUUGUAUUUAAGGUUUAAAAAAUGAAAAGUGUUUCCAAAAAUGUGGUUGUAUACUUUUUAUGGCCUUAAAUUAUUACUAUUAUUAUUAUCCCUUUCACCCUUAUUUUAUUUAAGUAAUCCUCCAGCUCCUUGUACUGUUUAUUUAUAUGAACUGUUACGCAGUCCUCCAAUCCAGUGGAGAUCUCUUUGGUUACUUGUAGUUUUUUUCCCUUUUUUUUUUUUUACUUAUCAGGUUUUUAUAUUUUUGUUUGAAUAAAUAUAUCACUUGUCAAUCCUU
This is a messenger RNA of Xyrauchen texanus (razorback sucker), 6060 nucleotides long. RefSeq names its product jumonji, AT rich interactive domain 2a (gene jarid2a). Bases 502 to 4125 code for a protein of 1207 amino acids. NCBI's taxonomy places the organism in Eukaryota, Metazoa, Chordata, Actinopteri, Cypriniformes, Catostomidae. The record is from RefSeq and is a predicted model, not a curated record. Gene Ontology annotation, molecular function: DNA binding; histone demethylase activity. Gene Ontology annotation, biological process: chromatin remodeling. The transcript has 18 exons. Gene Ontology annotation, cellular component: nucleus.